UCUAUGGUCUAGGAAUUCUAAAGAGCUUUGCGGAGUCGUAUACCGUUUCUACUCCUGUUUCUAAUCAUUUGAAACGGAGUGUACAACACAAUAACGCUUGCGCUCUCAAGUUAUGAGUGAACAACAACAGCACAAUAAAAUUGCGUUGCGAUAAACAAAAAGUUAACAACAAAAAACUACGAGCUUUAUAUUAGCGUGAAACAUUGAACAAAUCACACAUUGGAAAAAGCUACGCUCCGAGGGUCCGCAUAUGUUUACUGCCGUAUAAGAUCAGCAACGCUUCAACAGACGAAGGUAAGCUGGCUGGCAGGUUGACUGGCUCACAGAUAAACGGGUAUUAUACGGAAAUCACUGGGGAUAUAUAAAUGAUAAAUACAAACGAGCACAAAGUGAAAGAGUAAAAGUUGAAAGGUAGACGAAAAUAAUGGUGCAGAAGACAGUGGUAAAUAGUAAAUUAAAGAUUAACUAUUAUUGGCAGCGCAUAGAGCGCAACGAAGAGUGUCACAACCAACAUACAAUUGUAUGUAUAACAGCAGAAAAUAGCGGUAACGCGACGCUCUAAAUUUGAGAAGAGCAUGUUGGCGUUUUGGUGGUCAAACAACAAAAGACGGCCAACGAGGCAAAUCUUAUCAGACUACGGUGUGCCAAGCUAGCGUUAGAUAAAGAAUACAUACAGCACAUAUAUAACGGUUCCGUUUCAUUUGAUUAGAUUUGGAGAAAAAAUAUCAAGAAUCGUAACUAGGCGGUAGUAAAAAUUAACAAACACAAAAAACCAAAAAUAAAAGAAAACAAACUGAUAAAAAAUAUUUCUAUCGGCAAAUUGUGAACUUUCAGCACAGGUGUUAGUUCGUAAUGUAAAUCGGUGGAUUACGGUGUUGUGCUGUGUGCCAACCUCGCAGGUAACAAAGCAGCGAACAAAGUGCAAAGUGAGUGUAGCGCAAACUCGAAAAGAGCACGCAAAAAGACUGUUAAAUAUUGUGAAUAAUUAAAUGAAUUACUUAAGCAUUGAUUGAAGUAAAUUCAAGAAGCGCAGAAGAAUCAUCCAAUAAAGCAAACUAAACGAACUAUACAACCCAUUUAGCUAGCAACUACGCUACAUGCGCAAAAGAAAAUUGUUAAAAGAUCCGUGCAAAUCCUUUUGUACCAUUAUGAAUCCUUGCCGGAAUAUGUCACUCGAUUUGGCUGACACGAAUUUCGUGUACGACGAUACGGCUGCCAGUACUGUGAGCAGUCCGUUGACACCCACGUCCAGCGUAGCGAAAAUCUCGCCCACUGGUGUUAUCGAGCUAAGCGAACAUUUUUACAUCAACAACAACCAGAAAGCGCCCAUAACGGUCGAGGUAAAACUAAAUGCCGAAGGUAUAUAUUUGCGCAGGGAAACCGGUGGAAUAGAUGAAAUCAACGAGCAACGUAUACGUAUGGAGGAUAUUAUAGGCAGUAGUUGUGGGCCGUGUUUGAAGAAGACUAAUCGCGGCGCUUUAUCCUCUUGUCGCCGCAUAUAUGAAGAAUCCGAAGUAGAUCAGGCAACACAAAAGGACAUUAGCGCUUAUUUACAUAUAUACGCGUACAUAAAGAACGAGAAGAGUUCGAUGCGGCGUGAGCGCACCGUGCGCAUAAUACGUUUCCGUUCCUUCGAUACGUACGAGGAGAACUUGAAGGUGGCCGAACGUUGGCAUCAUGCGAUACGCAUUAAUAAAGCUUCUCUUAAGAAUGAAACGGUCGAGAAACAAUUGCUGAUUUUUCUAAAUCCCAAAUCCGGUUCAGGUAAGGGACGUGAAAUGUUCCACAAACAAAUGGCGCCUGUGCUGAAGGAAGCAGAUGUGCCGUAUGAAUUGCAUGUAACUGCACAUCAUAAUUUCGCCCGUGAGUAUGUGCGCAAACACAACGAUCUCUUGAGCAGUUAUAGUGGCAUUGUGGUCGGAUCAGGUGAUGGACUCUUCUUCGAAGUGUUGAACGGCAUAAUGGAACGUGAGGAUUGGCGCGCAAUUACACGACAAUUGCCGCUUGGCAUUGUACCCUGCGGUUCGGGUAAUGGUUUAGCGCGCAGUAUUGCGUAUCUAUAUAAGGAGCCAUAUGAACCGAAGCCCAUAUUGUAUGCUACAUUGACAUGCAUUGCUGGCAAGAUGGCGCCGAUGGAUCUGGUGCGCAUCGAUACUGGCACAGAGGGUAAGGCUUGCGAGCUGUACUCAUUUUUAUCUGUCGGUUGGGGUCUAAUCGCUGAUGUUGAUAUCGAGAGUGAACGUUUGCGUUCAAUCGGUGCAUCACGUUUUACUUUUUGGUCCAUACGACGGCUGAUUAGCUUGCGCACCUAUAAAGGCCGAUUGUCAUAUAUACGUUCUGAACGUAAGGAUGGCCGUAAGACUUUUGGUACUCGCGUUUCCACGGUGUCCAAUGAAGAACGUCGUUUGCCACCAGAAGUACAGGAAUUCUAUGAUAUACCAAAUCCCCCGGUGGGCACUAAGGAAGAUGAUUUCCACCCAACGACUACUAACACCAACCAAGACGAUGACUUUGGUGAUGCCAUAUCGCUGGAUCGUACGAGCUUCCAUUCCAACGUUGAUAGCUGGCAUUCGGCUGUCUCGAAACGCACAGCUUACUUCUCGCUUAACGAUCAAAGCUUACGCACACGUCGAAGCGUACUCAGUCGCCUCGAAUCGAUCAAUGUGGAAUACGAAAGUCGUCGUCCACCAACCACAAUACCGUCACUGGAUUUGCCAGUGCCUACAGAUAUUUGGCACACCGAGGAAGGCGAAUAUGUUAUGGUUCAUGCAGCCUAUACCACCCAUCUGUCCACAGAUUGCUUCUUUGCGCCUGAUUCACGUCUCAACGAUGGCAUCAUCUAUCUCGUUAUAAUACGUAGCGGUGUCGGACGUUCGCAGUUGGCGCAAUUUCUACUCGCCAUGAGUUCAGGCACACACCUGCCGAAGGAGCCGAAUAAGUAUAUUGAAGUGGUGCCGGUACGCGCUUUUCGCAUCGAACCGAGUGCCGAUAGAGAGGGCAUUAUGGUGGUGGAUGGCGAACGUGUGGACUAUGGACCGCUGCAAGGUGAAAUAUUGCCGGGCAUGAUCAAGGUCAUGGUGCCGAACGGAAAUUCCAUCGACUAGAGCACAAAUUACUCCAGUUAAUGCCGAAAACACAUAUACAUAUAUGUGUAUAUUUAGUGAAUAUAUUUAGCUAUUUUUAUAUGCCAAGCAUUUCUUGUUCCCAUUUAGUUAUUAUUAUUCUAGAAGUAUAUACGAAUGUUAUAUGUAGAAGCAUACAUGUAGACAUGGAAAUAUCAAAUAAAAAUACAUGAAUGUGCUACAACAA
Messenger RNA from Bactrocera oleae (olive fruit fly), 3309 nucleotides. It is a transcript of the gene Sk1, whose product is annotated as Sphingosine kinase 1. NCBI's taxonomy places the organism in Eukaryota, Metazoa, Arthropoda, Insecta, Diptera, Tephritidae. Gene Ontology annotation, biological process: phosphorylation; sphingosine biosynthetic process. The record is from RefSeq and is a predicted model, not a curated record. Gene Ontology annotation, cellular component: intracellular membrane-bounded organelle; cytoplasm; membrane.